Molecule: messenger RNA, 1434 nt
Organism: Penicillium pulvis
Lineage: Eukaryota; Fungi; Ascomycota; Eurotiomycetes; Eurotiales; Aspergillaceae
Product: alpha/beta fold hydrolase
Exons: 3
Coding region: 1-1434 (477 amino acids)
Molecular function (GO): catalytic activity
Source: RefSeq, a predicted model, not a curated record
AUGCGGGUAGCAUCACCCCAAACAAUUGGUAUUAUCGUGACCGCUAAGCGAUUGAUUAGAAUGGCCAACUAUGCUACUCACCUGCUCGGACAGACUGUGUUCUACACACUGGCGACGCUAGGACUCAUUCGUUGUAUCAUCAACGGCCUCAUUCAUGGUGGAAAGCCUCUGAACAGACAGCAAAAGGACCACCUAGCUACAGCACGACAAAGCUUCUGGGACCUCUCCAAGCAGCCAAUACCUGGGUUUGACCAUGCAUUCAUGAAGCUACGAAAUGGACGAAAGCUGCAUUAUAUUCAUAACCAGCAUGCGGUCGCCGAACCCAAGAGCCUGAUCAUCUUUUUUCAUGGAUUUCCCGACAGCUGUGUGAUGUGGAGGCACAUUGUCUCACACAAAACAAUGCCCAAAAACAGCAUUAUGAUCUGCGUGGAUCUGCCAGGCUAUGGGGGCAGUGAUAGCUUCGACACGUACGAUACAAGCGUUCUCGAAACCCUUUGUGAAUUUUGCAUUAGCAUCCAGGGAAUUUUCCACGCCAAAAGGCUGAAAACCCUUCUUGUUGCUCACGACUGGGGAUGCAAUCUGGCGAUCCGUCUUGCUACGGAGGCCCCUAGUGUUGCUGAUCACUUUGUGCUAAUGAACGGACUUUUUACCGAUUUGGCCAUUGAAAACUUUACUCGGCAUGUUGAAAUGCUCCGCGGGCAUCUAUCCCAGCUUAGGCUCUGGAGAUCGUUUCAAGUAUCUGGAUUGCUGGUGUGCCAGAUAUGGCAAUUGGCAUAUAUCUUCACUUUUGAUCUGUCAGAGAAGAUUGUAGGCCAUUUUAUCGGUGCUUGGAACGAAAUGGCCGUUCUUCGAGGGCUUGUUCGAAUGGCAAACAACCGAAACUUCGAUUUUGACUUUGUUCAAGCAAUGGCUGCUUCCCUGGGUCCAACUGAGUGUGAUGCCGAGACGAAGACGACGGUCCAUUCCGAAAGUUAUGGCAGCACGGUCAAACAGCGCGCAAGGUCACCUGCAGCUCUUCUCUGGCAGAUGACAGGACUUUAUCGCAAUGGCGUUCUACGCGGCACUUGGUUGAAAUCAAAAGAGAUCCUGGAGUCGAUGCGAGAAAUCAGGAACCAACCACACACAGCUAGCCCACCUGGUGCCGAAACCAAUCAGUCAAGACUACAGGUUCCAGCAACUGUAAUCUGGGGUAUCAGGGACCACGUUCUGAUGCCGGAAAUCUGCCUUGAUAACGUCCAUAGAUACUUGGCGCCGGGAAGUGAAGUGAUCAGCCUACCUAGGACCGGGCAUUGGGUUCCUGUCGAGACAGAGAGUAUACGUGUGAUUCUUCAAGUCCUACGGUACCAUACAGAUUCUCAUCGUCAGGAAGAUCGUUUGUCUCAGGAUGCACUCAAUGGGCGGUACAAGGACGCGAGACUUGUUAUAAGGACAUAG